GAGGCUUCUGGGUAACAGUUUAUCCCCGCCCCCUGCGUCGGCCCUUUCCUUUCGCUGCCAGACGUCGCAGAGGUCGCACGCGUGUACCCUGUGUGCCGCCACCGUCGACAUGCGCUACGUGGCCUCUUACUUACUGGCCGUCCUCGGAGGCAACUCCUCUCCCAGCGCCAAGGACAUCAGGAAGAUCCUGGACAGCGUGGGCAUUGAGGCAGAAGAUGAUCGGCUUAAUAAGGUCAUCGGUGAACUGAAUGGGAAAAACAUUGAAGAUGUAAUCGCCCAGGGGAUUGGCAAGCUUGCCAGUGUGCCGGCUGGUGGGGCUGUCGCCGUCUCUGCUGCCCCUGGUUCUGCAGCUCCUGCUGCGGGUUCUGCCCCUGCUGCAGCAGAGGAGAAGAAAGAAGAGAAGAAGGAGGAGUCUGAGGAGUCUGAUGAUGACAUGGGAUUUGGCCUAUUUGAUUAAAUUCCUUCCCCUCUGCCAAUAAAGCCUUUUUAUGUAUCUUAA
Messenger RNA from Chinchilla lanigera (long-tailed chinchilla), 499 nucleotides. It is a transcript of the gene Rplp2, whose product is annotated as ribosomal protein, large, P2. NCBI's taxonomy places the organism in Eukaryota, Metazoa, Chordata, Mammalia, Rodentia, Chinchillidae. Gene Ontology annotation, cellular component: ribosome; cytosolic large ribosomal subunit. The record is from RefSeq and is a predicted model, not a curated record. The transcript is spliced from 5 exons. Gene Ontology annotation, biological process: cytoplasmic translational elongation. Bases 110 to 457 code for a protein of 115 amino acids. Gene Ontology annotation, molecular function: structural constituent of ribosome.